AAACCCCAGCCACCCUCUCUCACCAUCCUUCCCUUCCCCACCGCCUUUUAAGAAACUGUCUCUGCGCUCGGCCUGUCUCCCUACCACUGUCUGAUUUCUGUCCCAGCAUGGGAAAAUAUACCUUUACAUGGGCGCACCCCGCCAAUGAGGUCUUCGUCACGGGCGAUUUCGACGAUUGGAAGAAGACGGUGAAGCUCGAGAAGGAAGGCGAUGUCUUCAAGAAGACAAUUGAGCUUCCCAAAACAAAACAUCACUACAAGUUUGUCGUCGACGGCAACUGGCUGACCAACGAGUCCCACCCCAAAGAACAAGUCGACGGGGGCAUCUACAAUAAUGUCCUCCAUCCUCAUUAUAUCGAAGAGACCGAGGACGUCAGCACCCUCUCCUCGGCCGCUCCCGAAUCCUCGACCGCUGCCCUCGCCGCCAAUGUGCCCAAGGAAUCGACGCACGGCAAGGUAGAGAAGGAACAGGAAGCCCCCGUGAGCGCAGGACUUCCCGGUGCUUUUCCUGAGACCCCCGGUGCCGCCUCUCCCGCUCCUGAGCAGGCCUUCUCUGUCAAUCCUCUGCCAGCUACCGACGGCCCAGGGAACCCUAUCAAGCUCGGACCAGGGGAGAAUGUGCCAGACCCUAGCACCUUCACCAGCAACACUGUUCAAUCAACGGUUCGGGACAAUCAGCCCGCCGGCGCCGCCGAAGACGCCACGGUCAGCGUUGCACCAGUUCCGGCUACCGCGGGACCUGGCAACCCCAUCCAUCUUGAACCCGGCGAGAAGGUCCCAGAUCCAAGCACGCUGACCUCGAACACCGUCUCUAGCACGGCCAAGACUGAUGCUGCUUCCUACGAGAAGUCUGAUGCUCUUCCUCCUCAACUUUCGCCUGUCGCAUUGACUCCAGAGGCGGAGAGGGAAGCGAAAGGCGGUAUGUUUAGCCUACCACCCUUGACGGGGAGCCUUAUCCCCGAGUCGAGCCUCCCCAAAGAUGUCAAUACUGAGAGUGAGCAAGAUCCGGGCGUGACCAUCCAAUCCGCCGCCCCUGCUAGCUCCACCGCCGCACUCGCCGCUCAAGUUUCCAAGGAACCUCGAGGGGUGCCAGAAACUGUGAUUGCAAGCCAGAAGGAAGCGCACGACCCACCCGAAGCCUCUGCCAAUCCCGAAGCUGUGGAAGAGAAGAAGGAGGUUGAACAGGAAUUGAAGGAAACGGUUCCUGCAAAACCGGCGACGACGGACAUUACUACGGAGAAGGUGUCCGACACCGUCGCGUCGGGCGCCUCGACUGCUGCUGCUGCUGCUACUGCCGCAGCAGCAACUGUUGCAGGUGCGGUAACUGCCGCCGCCUAUUCCGCAAAAGACAAGGCCGCGGAAGCUGUGGGCUUGAACGGUCAGGCUACGGCCAGCGAUACCCCCGCACCUGCACCUGAACCUGAACCUGAAGCUCCGGCUAGCGAUGUACCCGAGGUCGUUGCGGAAAGCCUGAGAGAGGCGCAUGCUAGCCCCGAAGCCGCUGCGUAUGAGGAGGUUGUUGAGGAGAAGAAGGAGGUUGAAGCUGAACUCCUGAAGAAAGUGCCGACAAGCGAGGAGCAUGGCGAGCCGGCCCCUUCCUUGGGCAACCCUGGACCUCAGAAGGGUGGGCUGUACAACCAAGCCCUUGUCACCGAAGUACCGACUGUGGCCACUGAGAGUCACCAUGCCGCCAACGAUGUUCCAGAGGUGGUCGCGGAGAGUCAGGAGAAGGCUCACGCCAGUCCCGAAGCUGCAGCCAACCAGGAAGCCGUGGAGGAAAAGAAGGAAGUUGAAGAGGAGCUUCUCAAGAAGGUCAAGCCGACCGACGAGGCCGGUGAGCCUGCUCCUACUCUUAGCGCUGCUACGGCCACUACAGCUCCUGCACCCUCCACGGAGGUACAUGCCCACGCCGCCAAGGAUGUGCCAGAAGUAGUCGCUGAGAGUUUGGAGAAGGCCCACGCGAGCCCCGAAGCUGCGGCCAACGAGGAAGCCGUUGAGGAGAAGAAGGAGGUCGAAGCGGAACUACUCAAAAAGGUCCCGACAACCGAGGAGCACGGCGAGCCAGCCCCUUCCACCACUACGCCACCUAAGGAGUCCGCCGCUGCUACUGCGGCGGGCGGUCUUAAUGCACCGGCUUCUAGUCAGGCACAGUCGGCCGCUACCCCCUCGGCUGCUGCUGCCAGCUCUCGCGAUGUAUCUCCCAUGUCGAAGCAGCCCACCACCGCUUCGCAGACUCAGCCCACCGUCACAACAGGCACUGAGACUACCACGACUGCUGCCAAGACCGAAGCCGCUACGCCGGCCACCGAGACCACGCGGGCUCCCGAGACACCAGCGAAAGCGGCUCCUUCCUCUGCCCAAAGUACUCCCGAAAGCAGUGCUGCGGGUACGGACAAGAAGAAGAAGCGAACCUCUAUCUUUGGCAAACUAAAGCAAAAGUUCAAGGACCUCUAGAUGCACCCGCCUCACGCGUCUACCCCAUCAACUCCCCUAACCAAUACAAUGUCUAUAGUACCUGCCUACCCCUACUCUACCCCAC
Messenger RNA from Westerdykella ornata, 2538 nucleotides. RefSeq lists its product as uncharacterized. The transcript is spliced from 3 exons. The coding region runs from base 108 to 2453 and encodes 781 amino acids. Lineage: Eukaryota; Fungi; Ascomycota; Dothideomycetes; Pleosporales; Sporormiaceae. The record is from RefSeq and is a predicted model, not a curated record.